Molecule: messenger RNA, 1066 nt
Organism: Oryctolagus cuniculus (rabbit)
Lineage: Eukaryota; Metazoa; Chordata; Mammalia; Lagomorpha; Leporidae
Source: RefSeq, a predicted model, not a curated record
GCGAGUCCAGCUCCUCGCCUCUGCUUUCCUAGCCUCCGAGGGCUCCAUCGUUAACGCGGCUUAUAGCCCAGGGAGCGCCCUCCUCUCCACCACACCGUCUCCCGGGUUCGCUCACCGGUGGGAGGCUGAAGACAAAUUCGCAGGUGCUUCCCAGAAACCCCGCCGCUGGCCCGAGGGUGCAAACAUCUGGAUUGGCUCCGGGCGCUGCUUUCAUCUUAAGUCCUCCUGAAUGUCCCUUCUGCACACACCCUGAGCCGGCUCCUAAUCCAGAGAUGGAUUUGGCAGUGAACUUCACUUCCUUUUCCCACUUGACUUCCUCUCCUCUGGAGACCAACGGCAGCCUUGGCACAGAAGACCUGCUGCGCCCCAGCCCGCACCUGCUCUCUGUCUUCGGUGUGCUUGUUCUGACCUUGCUGGGCUUUCUGGUGGCGGCUACGUUCGCGUGGAACCUGCUGGUGCUGGCGACCAUCCUGCGUGUCCGCACCUUCCACCGCGUGCCACACAACCUGGUGGCGUCCAUGGCCGUCUCGGAUGUGCUGGUGGCCGCGCUGGUCAUGCCUCUCAGCCUGGUGCAUGAGCUGUCUGGGCGUCGCUGGCAGCUGGGCCGGCGGCUGUGCCAGCUGUGGAUCGCGUGCGAUGUGCUGUGCUGCACCGCCAGCAUCUGGAACGUAACGGCCAUCGCCCUGGACCGCUACUGGUCCAUCACCCGCCACCUGGAGUACACGCUCCGCGCUCGACAGCGCAUCUCCAACGUGAUGAUCACGCUCACCUGGGCGCUGUCCGCUGUCAUUUCGCUGGCCCCGCUGCUUUUCGGCUGGGGGGAGACGUACUCUGAGGGCAGCGAGGAGUGUCAGGUCAGCCGCGAGCCCUCCUACGCCGUGUUCUCCACGGUGGGCGCCUUCUACCUGCCGCUCUGCGUGGUGCUGUUCGUCUACUGGAAGAUCUACAAGGCUGCCAAGUUCCGCGUGGGCUCCAGGAAGACCAACAGCGUCUCGCCUGUAUCUGAAGCUGUGGAGGUGGGUGCUAUAGCGAUCCUUAAAAUACUCUACUUGCAUUUGUACAGGCU